Fonsecaea multimorphosa CBS 102226 is the source of this 161-nucleotide messenger RNA. Its product is annotated as elongation factor 2. Lineage: Eukaryota; Fungi; Ascomycota; Eurotiomycetes; Chaetothyriales; Herpotrichiellaceae. The annotation marks the transcript as partial. Gene Ontology annotation, cellular component: ribonucleoprotein complex; cytosol. Gene Ontology annotation, biological process: translational elongation. The transcript is spliced from 4 exons. Gene Ontology annotation, molecular function: GTPase activity; translation elongation factor activity; GTP binding. The record is from RefSeq and is a predicted model, not a curated record.
AUGGUCAACUUUACAAUCGAAGAGAUCCGCGCUUUGAUGGACAAGCCGGCGAACAUUCGCAACAUGUCUGUCAUUGCUCACGUCGAUCACGGAAAAUCUACCUUGACCGAUUCUCUCGUCCAGCGAGCCGGUAUUAUUUCUGCAGCAAAGGCAGGCGAAGC